Molecule: messenger RNA, 737 nt
Organism: Trichogramma pretiosum
Lineage: Eukaryota; Metazoa; Arthropoda; Insecta; Hymenoptera; Trichogrammatidae
Product: U6 snRNA-associated Sm-like protein LSm5
Exons: 3
Coding region: 367-648 (93 amino acids)
Biological process (GO): mRNA splicing, via spliceosome
Cellular component (GO): U6 snRNP; Lsm1-7-Pat1 complex; U4/U6 x U5 tri-snRNP complex
Molecular function (GO): RNA binding
Source: RefSeq, a predicted model, not a curated record
AAUUUUUCAAAAAUACACUUCUCAUAAGUUUUAGAGCAAAUUUAAAAUUGUAAGCUUCUUUGCAAAAAGAAACCUUCAUCGCAAUACAUCUUUUAUAUUUACUUCAUUACUGCACAUCGGUAACUUGAACAGUUAUACAUUAAGUUACAUUUUACUUUGUCCGAUGGCACUGCCAUGCAAUUUACACCGGCGCGACAUAAGUCAUAAAUUUUGCAUAACCUCAUGUGGUUUAGUGAAGUGUGAGACUUCAAAGCUUUUUUUUAUGAUUUUGUUACUUGUGCUAUCACAAUAACAAAAUAAUAAUAGUAAUAAUAAUAAAUAAAACUUUUUUAUCGUUAAAACGUAUAAUUAGAUAAUAGAAAUAAAAUGUCCAGUACCAGCAGUGUCAACACGAAUCCUUCGACGUUGCUACCUUUAGAACUUGUGGAUAAAUGUAUAGGGUCUAGAAUUCAUAUAAUUAUGAAAAAUGAUAAGGAGAUUGUGGGUACACUGUGCGGUUUUGAUGAUUUUGUUAAUAUGCUUUUGGAAGAUGUAACAGAAUGUGAAAUCACUCCAGAAGGUAGAAGAAUUACGAAGCUUGAUCAAAUUCUUCUUAACGGAAAUAAUAUCACUAUGCUAGUACCUGGAGGAGAUAUGCCAGAUACAUAAAAACUGAGAAGUUGUCAUUUUUUAAUACUUGGUAAUUAAUUCAAAAUUUAAGGAAAAUAAAACAUGAAUCAAAACUUUGAACAAAUUAA